GUGUGAAAGCAGUGCUCUAAUUUGUUAUCAUUGAAUGUGCUUAAAACAUAUUGUUAGCUAAUGUACGCUACAGCGUCAAUUACGUUAAGAUAAUUGAACAAGUUUAUUGCUGCAGUUGAUAUUAUCUUCAGAGAUAGUAAUCAAACAAUCAAACUACGUCAUCGAUAUUUUCACUGUCGUAAAGAUCAAGCUUCAGCAUGAAGGAAAUCGAACAGCUACUACAAGCGAUGGUAAUUUCUAAAGCCGGAACUCCAAUGACGGUUGCACAACUUAACAGAGACUUCAAGGCUUACGAAGGUGAAGAGAUACCAUUUCGACGCUACGGAUUUCAGCAGCUUGAUGAGAUGCUACGCUCAAUGUCGGGUGUUCUGCAGCUCAACGGGCAGGGUUCUGCAGCAACUGUUUUACCCCUGGUGACGCAGAAAACACAGCAUAUAAAAGCAAUGAUUGAUAAACAGAAAAAUAGCGGAAACAAUCGCAAACCACAUCAAUUGCGUUCUUCGCAACGCCAAGGAACUGGAUGUGUAAGAAAUCGUAAUACAAACGAUGAUCAGAAUCCGUGCUUUAACUAUGAGUCGGUUGUGAAACCUCAUCAUACAAUAGGUGAAGUGAAGAAAUUAGUUAAGGCUAUCGUAUUUUCUAACGCUAGUACAAUGACGGUUACACAAUUGAAUAAUUUCUUCAAACAACAUGAAGGUGUAAAUAUACCAUAUCGAGAAUUCGGAUUUCAGCACCUUGGUGCAAUGCUACGAUCAUUAUCGGAUGUUGUGCAGCUCAAUGGGCAGGGUCCUUCCGCCUGGGUACUUCCAGUAAGAGCACAGUGCAAUUCACAAAAUACUAGGGAAAGUGUUGGAAAAAUGUCUUCAAACAGUCCAAAUCGGCAAAAUCAGACUUCAACAUCUUUUAAAGAACCACCUCGAACUGGGAGUGGAGACGAUAAACUGAGGUGCUCUUCCUAUUCUAGCUACACAAUUGAUGAGCUAAAGAAUAGGAUUCGAGCGCUCUUGAUAUCACAAGCAGGCGGUGCAAUGUCGGUUACUCAAUUGAACAAACAUUUUAAACUCCUUAAUGGCGAAGAGGUACCGUAUCGUCGUUUCGGUUUCCAGCAGCUCGAUGAAAUGUUGCGGUCGAUGCCGGAUAUUGUACAGCUACUUUUCUUACAUCCAUCUAGCUCAAUGGCCAUGGUCCUUCGGCAUGUGUAUUACCUGCUAACGUGCAACAAAUAUUGCCCGUUGGAAAAUCGCGCAGGAAGCAAAACAGUAACAAUUCUUUUGACAAAACACGAACCUCAUAUGAUGCGAAUUGUGGACCCGAUAAUUCAUUUAAUCGGCCAGCAAAUAAUUAUUAUUCGAUGCCUUUUCGAAAUUUGGGUGCGCCUAGCGCGGGUGGGAAUGCUUAUCCUACAGCCUAUGAACAAUUCGUCAUGGAUGCUAUUGCCAAUUAUGCACAAAGAUAUUGGUAUUAAACUAUGCUGCAUUCAAGCAAAGUGUUGUUUAUGAAAUAGUAGACAUUAAAAACGAUUGCACUUGAGCAUACUGGAUCUCGUGCAUAUCUCGUCGAACGAUUUGUAAGACACACCAACGGAGAUAUUACUUCAUGGUUUGAAAUGAGAAACGGAAUUAUAAGGCAAAGUUAAAUGUUGAUAAAGCUAAUAUUUAUUUAUUUUAUCGUUGGCGCACCACGAAGAAAAUCUCCAACCACCUGUCUUGUUAGUCGUAGAGGUCAAUGAUGUCUUCCACGCUUGAUAUUGUCCCGGUAAUCAAAAGAUAUAAUCCAAACGCCCCCAUAAGAAAGUUCUUCACCAACCGCCACUUCAUCCAGCCAAAGUCCGAAGGCCAUCGGUACACGGUGUCGACUAUUAUAGGAAACCAGAGAGCCAAGAUGGGAUUAAAGAUGGCUCCGAUAAUUCCAACGAACGUUCCGAUAUCUGGAAUGCCACACGCAAUCCCGACGAUCGCUGCCAAAUACAAGAACCUAACGAGUGACUGCACGACCAUGUGCCACUGUGGUUGAACCCGUCGGUGCAACUUUCGCCAUAUGAUUUCUUGUGGGACGUAGAAAAAUAUACCAAUCGAGAAGAGAAUGGCGACAGCCGACAGGACUUGGAUGAUUAACGCCAAGCUGGAAAGUUCAGCGUGAUAGAGCCUUGGAUUGCAUCGCCGUAUCGAAGGUAUCCCAUCAGCCCAAGAAAGCUGUAUAAGAAUCCCAAGCAAAUAUUGUUGAUGUUGACGAUACCCGGGCAGCCGAGGUAAUGCUGAGGAUUUUUCAUCUGAUUAGAGACGGGGAAUAUCAACGAAGUUGCGUCAAAUGCAAAGUAUGCAGCUCUGUGGAAAUACCAAUGUCUUAUCCCGAUCGUCGGUGGAAAGAGGUUCUCUAAAGAUGUAAUACAAAGAAAUCACGACGUUGGCAAAGAUCAGCGUCGUCGCGAUGGCUGAGAAUGGCACAAGAUAUUUCACUUCCCUAACUUGCGUAAUCACAAUCGCUGGUAUCGCGGCCAAUAAAAUAUAGAUUCGGACGUCCCAUUCAAGAUCGGUACGACUGUUGAUAACGUCGUGUAGUGUUGAGCCGACGAACACCAUAUAAAUCAUAGGCGCAAACGAAAUCAUGAGGUAGUAAUCGGUAAAUGUCCUGAAUCAGUAAAAAAAACAUACAUUUUUAAUACCGUGAGAUUUUUGUUUCGAGCAAUACAAGAAGCCGAUGCAAGCAUGUACUCACUUUAAUAUUUUACCCAACGGUCUUGUCUUGACUGGACCAAGGGCAAUUGCACGAUCAACCGUCUGGGCAAAGGUCAGCAUAGGGACACGAUCUCUUUUGCAGAUUUUAUAUGCGGUACCGACCUGCAGUAUUGCAAUCGUCACAAUAAAAUGUUAGUAUUUCACAUUAAGACUCACUAACACAGUUUGAAUUGAAAUAGACUACUCACUAGUAGAUGCACACAAUGUGAAUAAAG
Molecule: messenger RNA, 2950 nt
Organism: Anopheles coustani
Lineage: Eukaryota; Metazoa; Arthropoda; Insecta; Diptera; Culicidae
Exons: 8
Coding region: 198-1499 (433 amino acids)
Source: RefSeq, a predicted model, not a curated record